Messenger RNA from Hipposideros armiger (great roundleaf bat), 5603 nucleotides. RefSeq names its product putative tripartite motif-containing protein 75. The record is from RefSeq and is a predicted model, not a curated record. NCBI's taxonomy places the organism in Eukaryota, Metazoa, Chordata, Mammalia, Chiroptera, Hipposideridae. The coding region runs from base 2683 to 4089 and encodes 468 amino acids. Gene Ontology annotation, molecular function: protein binding; zinc ion binding. The transcript is spliced from 2 exons.
GGCUCUGAAAGAUCUGGGAAACCUGGGCACAUUCUAAAUCCUGCACUGUGUUAGCAGAUGCAGGCAUGGCUGAGGCCUGGUCGGUGUGAGUCCUAGGUCACGGGGUCAUCCUACCGAGCCCACAGGUCUGAAACCCGCAAACAGCUGUAAAAACAAGAUUUUGAAAAAUUUAAUGCAAAACUAUUUGGCAAAACAUCACCUGACAUGAAGAAGAGCUUUUUAAAGUCUUUUAAUUGUCCCAUUUGGUUUGAAUACACGUGCAUUCUGCUCCAUAAUUAUUACUGUUUAAUUAGGAAGUGUUUCUCCAGAUCAUUCUGUGGAUGUUUACAUAAUACAUGAUCUAUGCAGCAUAUUCAUUUACUAAAAUACAAAAUAGCUGGGACUGGAGUGAGACGUUACUUGCCUAUUUUCCAUCGACAAUGUAUUGCCUCUUUGUGUAUUCAAUACAUUUUUCUUUAAAAUCUGCUCGAUAGUCUCUUGACUAGAACGUGUUUAACACGUAUGUAGUUUAUUCAGCCAGUACUGACAACUGAUAUUUCUAAUGUUUCCGUUUUUCUGAAGUUUAAGCCAGUGCUUGAAGAGAACAUCUUUGAACAUACCUUGUUUUUUCCUUUUUGUUUUUGUAUAUAUGUGUAUCUUUGACUAUUCGUUCAAGUUAUGUGCGUGUUAAAAAACAAAAUUCAACUGAAUCAAUUUUAAAGAUCUUAUUGGCUUUAUUGAAUAAUUCAACAGGCAGCAUUCAAUCAAGCAGAAAGAAAGGAGCUCUGAGGAGCUGUACAAAUGAAAGGUUUUUAUGCAGAAGGCAAAUGGGAACAAGGAAGUUGUUAUAGGCAAAAGUUAUUUUGCCUAUAUUGCAAGGUUAUUGCAAGGUUGCUUUCCUUUAGGGGAUGGCCUGGUCUAUCCAGGCAGAUGACCUCACUCUUGCUGGUCAGGUGAUUCCUGAUUGACUGACUGGUUUAAGAUGCCAUUUCUGAGAAAGAUGAAACUGUAUUUGUCUUGGUUUGAUGACAUGGGGUUUAGCAUAAGUAACUUCUUUUUGGUCCUGUUUUGUUGUUUUUAUCGAGAAGUUUUUAAACUUAGUAUUAGAAUUACAAGGGCAAAGCAAAGGUUUUUCAAUUUUUGAUAUAGUUCAGCACUGCAUUGCUUUUAAAAGGUUUCUACUUCACAUCUACAGUGCUGCAAUAUCUACCUGCCAAAGCCAAAACCAGGGGAUUACUAGUUUUUUUCAAUCUUACUAGUACAGUAAGCAUACUAAAUAAAAGGGGCAGGUUUGUAAUUCUUAGAUUGUUAAUAAGUUUCUGUACUUUCCCACCACCGUUGCUUCUCUGGGACUUCAGUUUUCUGUUUCACUUUCUUAUCUUGUAGAUAUUUGUUUAGAGAUAAUGAUGUUUGACUAGUAAAUACUGGAAAUAUUCUUCCAGGUUUUGUUUAUAUUCAGUUUGUAUGUUUUAAAAGUCACUUAUUUUCUGGAUCUCUUUCACAAAUAGGCUUUUGUGGCAAGGGGAGCAGACAACGCCCCUCUACAAGAUGCCUCUUUGGAACAAGGAUUAUUUGGGGCAGAUUGUUUCUGAAAGACUGCUGUUGCUGGAGAAUCGCUGAAAACAGUGUAGAAGUUGCCCUUUUGUGAGGGAAAUUUACACUUAGAAAGGAACUCUCCAUUUGAAAGGAGUUUCUCUAAAGUUCUAGAAACUCUUUCUUAAUGGAGAAUGCACAACUUAAAUCUGCCUCACAACCUUUCCCUUGCUUCCUCUGCUUUGCCUGAUAACCUCCCAUAACUGCCUCUCCCUGCUUCAAUGUCUUUCUUUUGUCGUUAGCUGAAGAUGAUAUUUAAGGGGGUGGCUUAGGCCAUUUUGUUGAGUUACUCGGUUCUCCUGGGUCUCUCCCAAGUAUAGGGGAAGUAUGUGUUAUUAAACUUAGUUUUCUCAUUAGUCUGUCUUUUUAUUAUAGGGAUGUCUCAGCCAAGAACCUAGGAAGGUAGAGGGAAAAAUUAUAGUUUUUCUCUUACAGAGGAGCAAGAAUGAAAAAAGCAAACUAUAUUUGGUACAUGUGAAUUCUGAGCCAUCAUAAAUACCAUAUAUGUUUCAAGCCUCAACACUGAUGGGGGCUUCCUUAACUUGCAUCUUAUAAGACAAAAAUUUAUAGUGAUAUUAUUAUUCAUAUAUGCCUGAUUGUAAGAGUUUGGGAUUGUAGGGGAGGAAAACUACCCUUCUACCUUUCUACAUUCUGUGUCUAGUUUAAGAAUUAAAUGGACAUAAAAUGGACAAGAGAAAGAAACCACCUUAAUUCCAUUUUUUACAUGCAGGAAUUUCACAGAUUUGAGAAUCAAAAUGUGCCAGACAAUUGAGACUUUUACACUAUUCUGAGGAAGAAAUACCUUUUCAACCAAAGCGACUCAUGAUUUGAGGUAAACACGGUUCUCCUGACCAAGAAAGCAGCGUAGCUUGGCUUCAUUUUCUCCAAGCUUCCAAAAGCUGGAGGAGUAGUUGUCCAGCUAAGCUGUGACUGGCUGCAGUUUGUGGGAAGCGCUUGUCUUGGCAGCUGGAAUUAAAAGGUCUGAAGAUUCAGGACUUUGUAGGCUACCGGCAAAGUGAGGAUUGAGAUUUUAGGGUGUAUCCACUUUUCACGGCAGAACCCAACUUCCCGAAGAAACCUACCUCAGUCCAGUCUUUCAUUCAGGGCCCAAUGGAGGUCGAGGCAGCCCUGGCAGUACUCCAGGCAGAAGUCAACUGUCCCAUCUGUCUGGAUUAUCUGAGAGACCCUGUCACCAUCGAAUGUGGGCACAACUUCUGUCGUUCCUGCAUCCAGCAGUCCUGGGCUGAUGUACAGGACAGGUUCCCUUGCCCUGUGUGCCGUCACUCGUGCCAAGAGAGGCACUUGAGGAAUAACAGCCAGCUGGGAAGGAUGAUUGACAUCGCCAAGCUCCUGCAGAUCACCAGGAGCAAGAAGAAGAGGCAGGAAGAGAGGCGCUUGUGCGAGAAGCACAACCAGGUGCUGACCCUCUUCUGUGAGGAGGACCUAGAGGUGCUGUGUCCCCUGUGCUCUCAGCCCCCUGACCACCAGGGCCACCAGGUGAGGCCCAUGGAGGAGGCCGCCUAUCACCACAGGCAAAGGCUCAGCAGUUACGUCGAGCCCCUGAAGAAGCAGGUGGCAGAUGUUCAGAAAUUAAUAAGCAUUCAAAGCAAAAAACCCUUAGAACUGAAAGAGAAGGUAGAAAGCCAAAAGCAGGAAUUAUUCUCUGAAUUUGAGUGCCUGAAGCAGUUUUUAGAACGUGAUCAAGAAGCAGUUCUUUCAAGGCUAGCUGAUGAGGAAAAGUCUAUUCACAGGAAACUCAGCGCCAACAUAACCGCAUUUUCAGACUACAGUUCCACACUCAAAGGUCUACUGAGUAAGGUAGUCGAGAGCAGUGUGCUGCCCGAAGUGGAAUUGCUAUCACAAAUGAAAAAUUUCUACAAGAACUGUGAGGAGUUUAGCCCAUCCAUCUUUUCAGUUCAGUUAAGGAGAGAGGGCUGCAGUUUUCCUUUCCAGUAUUCUGCUUUGCAGAAAAUUAUAAAGAAAUUUAGAAUAGAUGUAAUUCUCGACCCUGAAACAGCACACCCUAACUUGAUUGUCUCUGAGGAUAAGAAAUGUGUGAGAUUUACCAAGAGAAAACAAAACGUUCCUGAAUGUCCGAAAAGAUUUAUAGUCAACACAGUUGUCCUGGGUUUUCCGUCUUUUCAUUCCGGCAGGCAUUUCUGGGAGGUAGACGUGGGAGACAAAUCCAAAUGGGCUGUCGGGGUUUGCAAAGACUCUCUUUCCACGAGGGCGAGGAGAAGCCCAUCGCCCUGGCAGGGAUGCUGGAGGAUACGGCGGCAGGACGAUAGCUAUGAUGUCCCGGGAGCUUGUACAGCCAAUCUGCUGUCACAAGUGAAACCCAGAAGCAUUGGCGUUUUCCUGGACUAUGAGAUGGGUGAGAUCUCAUUUUAUAACAUGACUGACAAAUCUCAUAUCUAUACUUUCACUGACACUUUUAAUAGACCUCUUAGGCCUUAUUUCCACAUAGGGCCUGAUUCAAAACCUCUCAGAAUCUGUACAGGAACAGAUGAUGAAUGAAAACUCCCUGACAGGUUGUACCAGUUUAAUAGCUGUUGGUUUGUUUUUUAAAUGGAAGGUGGGUAGGCUAUUGGGUGAAUAUGACAGUAACUUGAAUCCCCUCUUCACAGUUUCACCCCUCGAGAAGAAAGUUUCAUUUUGUUUUGACAACAUAGUACAGGUAGCAUCAAGGCCCUCCAAGAUCUAUCUGACAGUCCACCCUCCUCUCGUCCUACUGUUACACUUUGGUUCAUGCUAUACACGGUGCUUGUGGCCUUCUGUAGCUGUCUGCCUUACCCAUGAAUUCUGAAAACCUUACAGCUUCUUUCCUCUCUAGGGUACUCUGACCUGGAGCUCCCAUAGUACCUUGGAUGUAAUGCCAUCAUUUCACUUAGCUCAGAGCCUAGAAAUCCUUGUCCUCUCUCUUAGAACGGAAGCUAUAAACCAAGGUCUGUCUUAUUAAUAUUUGUAUCCCUGCUGCUCGCAUAGUAUUGGCCUGAGGAAUAGAAUGCUUAACCUUUAAAUUGCUUGGGUCAUUCUUCGGUUUUGCUGGUUCUGAUACUUAGUUUCAUUUUCUUUUAUUGUUUGAAAUGUUCCUUGUUGAGUUUAAAAAAAGAGUGUGGGUGGUUAUACAGACAUCAUAUUAGAACCUGAGUAUCCUAACUUUAACUUCUGCCUUUCUCUGUAAACCAAAGUUUAUCCCAUAAACCUUCCUGAUUAUAGGUCCUAAUUGAAUUUAAAAAUAAAUACGAAUUAAUCAUCUGUCAUCAGUGUUUUCCUUUUGAAAAAGAAAAUAGCUGAUGGCAACGUUUAUAGACUGCUGCAGAGCAUAGAGACAGGUUUGCAGAGAAGGAAGUGGUUUGGAGACUUACUAAAAAGGAAGAAAAAAAGAAAAGAAGGGAUUGGGGUUGGGGGGGAGUCAGGAAAAUUGGAUACAGUCUGAAUUUUAAAAAUACAAUUUUGGCUUUAGUUUAUGAAUCUGGUCAUCUUGGGGAUUCAGUGGUGUUGUCUGCAGAUGAAACACCAUCCCCUUUCUCUUAGAAAACUCUUCGAUACCCCAUCCAGGCUGUGUCUAAAAGAAAUGGGUUUGCCCUCCAUAAGUAACAGUGGGUGUCAUCAAAUGAACUACAUCUGUUGCCAAAUAGUUGUGUAUAACUUAUGGGGUUUCAAGCCAAAUACCGAUUAUUCAGCUAAAUAAAAAAAAAAUAAUAAUAAUUAGCAGCAUACAUUAUCACAAAUAUCCCCUCCCCUCAUGUUAAACUCUCAAACAGGUCCAAGGCAGCAUAUAAAGGUGCUGAUAGCAAAUUGAUAAAUUAAAGGGGCACACUAGAAAUCUGGAGAAGUAAAGCCAUUUACUCAUAAAAAUGUUUUUUUUUAUCUGGAGAACUAGAUAUGCUUUAAUAUCUGUAUAGAAGUUGAUAUGACAUUUUAUUCCCAUCAUUUUUCAGUAGAAUCCAAGACUUAAAAAAAAAAAGGUGUCCUUUUUAGACAAAGAAAAUUUUUUUUUUUUAUAGCUGAGCCAUCCUGCCACCUGU